Molecule: messenger RNA, 1191 nt
Organism: Didymodactylos carnosus
Lineage: Eukaryota; Metazoa; Rotifera; Eurotatoria; Philodinida; Philodinidae
Source: the annotation of a GenBank genome assembly
AUGAACAGUUCGCAGAAUGUUUACUCUCGAGGACGAGGACGCAAUCGAAAUGACCACAUUGCAUCUGCCACGUCAUGGAAUUCAGAAAACACUACUAAUCGUCAGACGAAAAAUAAAGUUUCAGAUGAUGAAGAAGGCGGUUAUGCUGUCAAUUUGCGACUAUCAGCUGUUACACACGGUGUCGUUUGUCAUGUAAAUGAUCCCUAUCAUACAUAUACGCUGAAGGGCUAUCACACGUUCAACCACUACUUCAAAUUAUUAGAUCCCAUACACGGUGGUACAUUUCCAGACGUUUGGAGUGGUUAUUAUCACAUAACAUUAGGCAAAUUCAAACUAAACUAUAAACAGAAUUUUGGUACACUACAAGCAAUCGAAAAUGAACUAAGCACAAAGUUGAACGAACUCGAACGAGAGACAAAAAUUAGCAAGUCAUUACCUCAGAUAUUUAGUACUGAUGAACUAUAUAUUCACCCUGGGCAAUAUCGACUAGAUGAUCGAAAAGAUACGAAUUUCGUAGUCUUCAAGGUCACACCAAAAUCUGAUGAUUUCUCCAACAGGUUCAUUUCAAUCAUGAAACAAAUACGGCAAACCGUACUCGAUGUUGGAGGGGAAUGGGAAAGAGCAAAAACGAUCGAAGAUUAUGUUCGCCAACUACAUGUUACUAUACGAAAGUAUCCGACGUCCGAUUUCACCGCCGAUCCCUAUUGGACACAGCAGCAGAUACUUGCUAAUGCUGGUGUUUUGAGAAGACUUGUUCAUGAUAACCCACUAGAGUUCGAAUGUCAAGCACUCGAUGUCUGUCAAUCUCGCCGACAGGGAAUUGCACGCCGACAGAACGAUCUGAAUUAUCAGUGGUGGUCAGGAGUGACAGAGAUAACCAAAUUCAGUGGAAAAUGUACGGGCUGCAAUUUCGUAAAUAGCAACAGAAAAUGGGACGGUUGGUGUUCGAAUUGCGGCGAAUAUGAAGUGAAUAAACCUGUUUGGUCAACAGAUGAAAUAUCCGUAUCUCCACCGAUUGACUCGAUGUUGUCCGCACUAGUAACUGCCCCCGUUACGAUUGCGAAGCCAGGAAGAGUCACGAAAAUGUUGUCGCUGGAUUUUAUUGUACCUGUUGAUAAUGAAAGUGAACCGCUGGACGAAGAUUUGACUGAUACAAUUUGCAGUAUAGAAGAGCACCUAUCUCUCCAAUAA